Nicotiana attenuata is the source of this 1267-nucleotide messenger RNA. RefSeq names its product protein ODORANT1-like. The coding region runs from base 135 to 992 and encodes 285 amino acids. The transcript has 3 exons. Lineage: Eukaryota; Viridiplantae; Streptophyta; Magnoliopsida; Solanales; Solanaceae. The record is from RefSeq and is a predicted model, not a curated record.
AUAGACUUAUUCUAUAGGGUCUCUUCUUACAUUUCUGCAACUCUUUUCUCCUCCUACAGUUUUCUCUCUCAAUCUAUCUUCAUCAACAAUAAAUCUUGCUAAAAUUAUUGGUUAGUAUUGUUUUGUAGAAGAAUAUGGGGAGAAAACCUUGUUGUGACAAAGAUGGAGUAAAGAAAGGUCCAUGGUCAGCUGAAGAAGACAAGAAGCUUAUUAACUUCAUUCUUAUUAAUGGCCAAUGCUGCUGGAGAUCUCUCCCUAGACUUGCAGGGUUGCUGAGAUGUGGAAAGAGCUGUAGAUUGAGAUGGACAAACUAUCUAAGACCAGAUUUGAAGAGGGGACUUCUAUCUGAAUAUGAAGAGAAAAUGGUUAUUGAUCUUCAUUCUCAGCUUGGCAACAGGUGGUCCAAGAUUGCUUCUCAUUUACCGGGACGAACUGAUAAUGAAAUAAAGAAUCACUGGAAUACACAUAUCAAGAAGAAGCUGAAGAAAAUGGGCAUUGAUCCAGUCACUCACCAGCCAAUUACUGUUGACCAACCAAGCAUAGAACAACCAACAAAAAAUCAACCAAUUAUUCAACAAGAAAAACAAACAACAAUGCCAAUUUCCCCAGCUCAUGUUGUCCCAGAAAUAAUGGAUAUUCUUGAUCACAACAAGGAGCUGGUUGAAACUCCUAUAUUGUCAACAAUCACAGAGAUCAAAUUAGAAGACGACGACCACAACAACAAUAAUAAGAAUACGGCGACAAGCUUUUGUACAGACGAAGUCCCGUUGAUUCAACCACAUGAAAUUAUAAUCCCUUCUGAAUCAACCCCUUCAACAUCUUCUUCUUCUUCUACAUCAUCCAUAAUUCUUGAAGAUUUGCGGUUUGAUAAUUGGCAAUAUGAUUUCAAUUGGGAAGAUGAUUUCAGCAAGACAUUGGAUUAUUUACUUAAUGAUGAUAUUGACAUGAAUAAUGUCAUUUCCCAAGAUUGGUCAAAGGUGUUGGAAGUUUGAGCAACUUUACUUGUGAUUAAUUUUCGAAGGGGAGCUAAAUUGAGCUUUAUUCUUUUGAUUGGCAAGUCACCUUUUUUUUUCUUUCUUUCUUUUUGUAUAUAGAAGUUUAGAUGGUAGUUGUUACUACCAUAUAUAUGGGGACAAAAACACAAAGCCCCGUUAAAUAUUUAUGUUUUUUUUUGGGUUACAAAUGUUCAAUUGCAGAUCAGAAUGAACCUGCCAGUACAUUAUGGAUGAAUAUUAUUUUAUACAAAAGUGUCCACCUUUUUUCUUAA